Messenger RNA from Nymphaea colorata (pocket water lily), 1308 nucleotides. RefSeq names its product protein OSB1, mitochondrial-like. NCBI's taxonomy places the organism in Eukaryota, Viridiplantae, Streptophyta, Magnoliopsida, Nymphaeales, Nymphaeaceae. Gene Ontology annotation, biological process: positive regulation of helicase activity; mitochondrial DNA replication. The record is from RefSeq and is a predicted model, not a curated record. The transcript has 5 exons. Gene Ontology annotation, cellular component: mitochondrial nucleoid. The coding region runs from base 163 to 1080 and encodes 305 amino acids. Gene Ontology annotation, molecular function: single-stranded DNA binding.
UCGUGAAUCUCUUUCAAAGAAGAUCCGCCGGAUCAUGGGGCAUGAGCCCUCCUAAAAGCCCCGACCCUCUGUUCAGUUUUGCCGCCAUGGUGUUCUGACCGUCCUUCCUCCUCCUCUUUUUGAGCCAAUGGGGGUGUCGACUGAAUAACUCUCCCAAACGGUAUGAGAUGGGCGGCGACGGCUGUGUCUCUUCUGAAGCCGAGGCUGCUGCCCAAAACCCUCAUCGGGCCUUCCCUCAGAGUGCGUCUCUCAUCUCAGUCGGCGGGAGAAGCCGACGGACGCAGUUUCUUCAGAGGAGCGAGUUACCACUCGGUGAACGCGAGCUCGCCCACUCCCGAUUCCGAAGACGGCAGCUUCGUCUAUCGUCAAGCCCUGAAAUUCCAACGUCCGAACGCGACCAAGUUGCAGCCUCACCUCCGCAACUCCGCGAGCUUCAUAGGCACCAUUAUUCGCCCUUUCAUCAAAUUCAUUAAUCACGAGCGGAUUUUCUGCGUGUAUUCGAAACUUCGAUUGUUGCCGCCACCUCCGGGGAAAGGAGGCCGGCCGCUCUGGAUUUUUGUGGACUUCUACGAUAAAAUGGCUCGAAUAGCAUCACGCCAUCUGAAGCCCGGAGAUUUUGUCUACGUCUCCGGCCAUUUGGAUUACUUCACCGUAGGCAAUAAUGAUGGUGGAAAUGGGAAAGCGCUCAUGUUCUACAAGGUCAUCGUAAAGGAUUGGAACUUUGUUCAACCUAAGCUUGAAAGUACUAGCCAAUCAAAUGUGGAAAGAUUUGAGGCACAAGAAGCAGAAAUAGCAAAUUUUAUUUUAGGUGAUAAGAACUGUGAAAACAAAGAAGAUGAUCCGCUGCAUUUGUGGAUGUUGUUCUUUGCUAGCCCUCUCGAAUGGUGGGACAAUAGGCGGGAUAAGAGGAAUCCAAGGGCCCCAGACUUUGUUCACAAGGACACACGUGAAUGUAUAUGGAUUCGUGAAACAGAUCCACCUUGGGUCAAGUCACAACUCAAACUUACUGACAAGAGAAUGGAAGAUCAUGGACUAAUGAAUCUCAGAAGAAGUCGGGAAUGUGCUGAGUGGAAAUUUUGAAUUUAACCGCCUGCUUCAUUGGUGGCCCGUCUCAACUGGUUCACCUGCAAUGGGGUAAGUUGCUCAAACUUAGUGGUGACCGUCAUAGAGACUUCUUUUAGAGGCAGCUGUUAAGUUGGACUUUCACACAUAUUGGUGGAUGUGGUAGGUUUCCACCUUUCUCUCAUAUAACUUUGAGAACAACAAUCUUUAUCAGUUAGUUCAAUCUGCUAUUCUUUUUGUGCCCUA